AUGACCAUCAAACGCAAGCGCUCAGAAGACGAUGCCUCGCCGCUAUCCAUCUCCAGCUUCGGCACUCUUUGCACCCCAGACACCCAAUCACCCACGUUUUCCUCCCGUUGUGAUGGCGCAAUGGAUUUGGAUACCGACUCAGCGUCACGAGCAAAUGCAUGGAAUUUUGCCAGCGCAAGUCGCGUCAAGAGCAGCGACUGGGGCUUCCGAACACGCAAGAGAUUCCGGGAUAACCGUCCCGAUGAACGGUCAAUUCACGAAAACACAUUGAACAAACUCUUCACCGCCCAACAGUCCACUCCCGUCCUCUCCACCAUCCCAACAGUCUCAGUUCCCCCUAGUCAGCCCUCUCGCCCACUCCAUGAACAACAACAACCACAGAAAUCCACGCUCCACGCCUUCUGGAAACAACUCCCCGCUCCUCCCGUACGACCGCUCAUCUUCCCCAUUCAACCACGACAGUCACAGUCCCCGUCCCACCUCCCACAAUGCGACGACUGCGACGCGUCGCUCGUCGAUGACAUGGACGGCAUGCACGUCGACAUGGAUGUUGCCAUGGGAGGCGCCCUUGAGAGCAGUCCCUUUGCUUGUUGCGAGUGUGGGAAAAAGGUUUGUGGGACAUGUGCUGUUGUGGCAAACAGGAGGUACAAUGAAUCCUCUCCAUCACUCUCUCUUGCCAUUAAAAACUUGAUGCGCGAUGACCGCAUGCUAUGCAUUCUGGUGUACCUCCUGUGUAACAAGCAAGUUUACUUGACCUACUUUGCGCGCCAUCUCCUCAACAUCGUUCAGCCCUUCAUCUACUUUCUUCAAGUGGUGUGCACAUUAUGCAAAGUCCUAUCUUGCGGCAAAAAGAAUCCCUCUCUAUUGGCAGACUUUGGCGAGUGCUCUGAAGCAGUCCAAAACGCAAAAAGCUAUUUGCUGCGUUGA
Molecule: messenger RNA, 927 nt
Organism: Plenodomus lingam JN3
Lineage: Eukaryota; Fungi; Ascomycota; Dothideomycetes; Pleosporales; Leptosphaeriaceae
Source: RefSeq, a predicted model, not a curated record